GCGAGGAAGGCGGGGCCUAUAGGGCAGGGGAGGGCGAGGCCAAUGGUGGCCGUGGGCCGGAGCGGCGAUGGCGGCCGUCCUGUCCCCGAGGGUCUGCGACAGCGACCCAGCCACGCCUGGAGCCCAGUCUCUGAAGGAUGAUACAGAGGAAAAUUCAAACGAUGGCAGCCAACCAUCUAAAAGACGACGGAUGGGCUCAGGGGACAGUUCACGCAGUUGUGAAACUUCAAGCCAAGAUCUCAGCUUUAGCUACUUUCCAGCUGAAAACCUGAUAGAAUACAAAUGGCCACCUGAUGAAACAGGAGAAUACUACAUGCUUCAAGAGCAAGUCAGUGAAUAUUUGGGUGUGACCUCCUUUAAACGAAAGUAUCCAGAUUUAGAAAGAAGAGAUCUAUCUCACAAAGAGAAACUCUACCUCAGAGAACUAAAUGUCAUUACAGAAACACAAUGUACUUUAGGUCUUACAGCCUUACGCAGCGAUGAAGUAAUUGAUCUCAUGAUUAAAGAAUACCCUGCCAAACAUGCUGAGUACUCUGUUAUACUUCAAGAGAAAGAACGUCAACGAAUAACUGAUCAUUACAAAGAAUAUUCUCAAAUGCAACAGCAGAACACACAAAAAGUUGAAGCAAGUAAAGUUCCGGAAUACAUUAAGAAAGCUGCCAAGAAAGCUGCUGAGUUCAACAGCAACUUAAACCGUGAACGAAUGGAAGAAAGAAGGGCCUACUUUGAUUUACAGACACAUGUUAUCCAGGUGCCUCAAGGGAAAUAUAAAAUCUUACCUACAGAAAGGACAAAAGUUAGUCCUUAUCCUGUGGCCCUUAUACCUGGCCAGUUUCAGGAAUAUUAUAAAAGAUACUCUCCAGAUGAGCUCCGAUAUUUGCCACUAAAUACAGCUCUCUAUGAGCCUCCCUUAGAUCCAGAGCUGCCUGCCUUGGACAGCGAUGGAGAUUCAGAUGAUGCAGAAGAGCGAGGGGAUGAAAAGCGGAAAAUCAAAGGCAAUUCAGACAAUUCCUCUGGCAAUGUCUCUGAAGGUGAAGUUACUCUUGAAAAUCAGGAUGAACCUGUCCAGGGAAGACAAAAAACACGAGAGAGAAAUUCUACUCCAAGAAAAGAGGGUUCCAAACGAUCUGUAUCCAAAUCGGUUCCUGGGUACAAGCAAAAGGCCAUUCCAAAUGCUAUAUGUGGAAUUUGUCUGAAGGGUAAGGAGUCCAACAAGAAAGGGAAGGCUGAAGCCCUUAUACACUGCUCCCAGUGUGAGAACAGCGGCCAUCCUUCCUGUCUGGACAUGUCUUCAGAGCUUGUGGCGAUAAUCAAGACCUACCCUUGGCAAUGUAUGGAGUGCAAAACGUGCAUUAUAUGUGGGCAGCCUCACCAUGAGGAGGAAAUGAUGUUCUGUGACCUUUGUGACCGUGGCUAUCAUACCUUUUGUGUGGGGCUUGGUGCUAUCCCCUCAGGUCGCUGGAUUUGUGACUGUUGUGAACGGCAGCCUCCAACACCUAGGAGCAGAGGGAAAAGAGGGAAGAACAGCAAAGAAGGAUAAAAAGAGUUACAUCCUCUAUUAAACUGCACAAAAACAAGUGCUAAGCUUGGUGCUAUUUUACCUACCACUCUGUAUAAGGAAAAACACCACUGAAAACACUGUUCACAAAAUAAAGUUUUUAAUUUCA
Molecule: messenger RNA, 1667 nt
Organism: Sceloporus undulatus (fence lizard)
Lineage: Eukaryota; Metazoa; Chordata; Lepidosauria; Squamata; Phrynosomatidae
Gene: PHF10
Product: PHD finger protein 10
Exons: 12
Coding region: 68-1540 (490 amino acids)
Cellular component (GO): npBAF complex
Source: RefSeq, a predicted model, not a curated record